AUGUCUUCCAAACCUACUCUCGUCUUUGUACCAGGAGCGUGGCACCCUGCGGCCACGUGGGACAAACUCACUACCGCGCUCGAAAGCCAACACCAAUACAAAUGCAUCUCGGUCACCUUGCCAUCAACACUGUCCGACCCUAGCGCAACUCUCCCGGGUGAUAUACAAGCCGUGAGGGAUGUCCUCGUCUCCGAGACGGCCCAGGGACGCGAUGUGGUGGUGAUAGUCCACUCAUAUGGUGGCGUUGUGGGAGAAAGCGCGAUCAAGGGCCUCACUCCCCCGAAAGGUAAACCAGAUGCCACAUCUUUAUCAACAAAGAACAAGACAUCGGGGCAUGUUAUUGGCCUCAUCCUGAUGGCAACUGGCUUUGUUGCCCCUGUGGUGAAAAACUUUCUUGAGGGUAUGGGGGGCCAACCGCCCUCGACCUGGAAACUCGAUGAGGAGUCGGGCUUUGCAGUAGUUACUGGUGAUGUCCGAGGGUACUUUUAUCACGACCUGCCCGAAAAAGAAGGGAAUGAGUGGGUUCAGAAACUCACCCCACAUUCGCUGAAGACAUUGACCCAAGAUGGUGAACAUACCUACAGCGGGUGGAAGGAUGUUCCAGUAUGGUAUCUUGCUACCAAGCAAGACCAAUGCUUGCCAGUGGAGGUACAGAAAAUGUUUGUGCAAACGGCCAAGGAUGCAGGAGCAGAUGUUACCUUGAGAGAGAUUGACAGCAGUCAUUCGCCUAUGCUUAGUAGGCCUGAGGAGACUGUCCAGUUCAUCUUGGAUGCCACAGCCAGCUUUGUCGGAUAA
Molecule: messenger RNA, 795 nt
Organism: Fonsecaea nubica
Lineage: Eukaryota; Fungi; Ascomycota; Eurotiomycetes; Chaetothyriales; Herpotrichiellaceae
Exons: 1
Coding region: 1-795 (264 amino acids)
Source: RefSeq, a predicted model, not a curated record